GAUUGUCUAGCAACCAAAGAAAAAGCUGCUUUACUCUUUGAUAAUAACCAACCAAACUGGUUUGAAUCUCUUUAUUUUGAAUUUAUCAAGUUGACAAUUCAUUUUGUUUUUAUUUUUUUUGCUUUAUUAUUUUUGUCCUCGCCAAUAUGUCAUCCGAAGAAAGUGAAAAAGUCCGUAAGGAGUUAUUGGAUCUACAAAAGAAACGAGCUGAUCUGGAACAAGAAAUCUUGGUUUAUCAAGACAUUCUUAAAUCGUUAAAUAUUGGAAUGAAUGAACCACUGGUUGACAAAGAAGGAUUUCCUCGGAAUGAUGUUGAUAUUUAUCAAGUACGAACAGCAAGGAACAAGAUAGUCUGCUUGUCAAAUGACUGCAAAGCAUUAACUGAGCAAAUGGAGAAGAAGUUACACGAGUUCCAUGCUAUGAGCCGUCCUGGUAAUGGAACCUUUUAGCUAAUUUACCUUCUAUUUCUGUGCUUUCAUUUUGUAAACAAAUGCUGUAUUGAAUAUCAAUUGUUAUCCAACAAAACACUUUUCCACACCAAAUAAUCAAUCACACAACCAAUAAUAAAACAGAUAUUUAUAAUUAAAGUUCUAUUCAAUUCAUCCUA
This is a messenger RNA of Tetranychus urticae (two-spotted spider mite), 607 nucleotides long. Its product is annotated as 26S proteasome non-ATPase regulatory subunit 9. The record is from RefSeq and is a predicted model, not a curated record. NCBI's taxonomy places the organism in Eukaryota, Metazoa, Arthropoda, Arachnida, Trombidiformes, Tetranychidae. Gene Ontology annotation, cellular component: nucleus; cytoplasm. Gene Ontology annotation, biological process: proteasome regulatory particle assembly.